GGCCUCGGGUGGCUCUUGCAAAUGCAAGGCCGCGUCAACGUGCGCUGGGCGUGCAGCUCGAUCUUGCGCAUGAACACGAUCUUACUCUGGAUGGUGACGGCGUACUACACGAUGCUGCAAUGGCUCUUUGCAAAGCAGAGCCGCAUCUGCCUCGUCGCGGUCUGCCUCUCCAAGAACGUGCUGGGCAUCACCGUGCUCCUGGUCACGAUCUGGGGCAAUGCGAAUUUGCAGACGCUCACCACGUACUUUGUGCAAAAUCCGAUCGCGUCGACAAAGACAAUCAUUUUGGCGGUUUGUGGGCCGGCGCUCGUCGCGUCGAUCGUGGGCAUCAUGACCGGGCCGCUCAUACAGCUUUGCUUUACGCCUCGUGUCGUGACCCAGACGUGGCUGCUCACGCUCUUCACAUUGCUCAACUGGGGUCUCGUCUUUGGCCUUGAAACCAUCGUGUUCCCCUACAUGAACUUGAGUGUGCCCGGACCAUGCGGCUUUGCGUCGUCGACCAACUGCAUCCAUUUGACAGCGAUUCCGCACACGUACUACCUCUCGGCCGUCGUCGGGGGCGCCGUUGUCGUAGUGGCUGUCGGCACGAUACGGAUCCACGCUUGCUGCUUCCGCGACUCGCUGCGGGUGCCCCCGACGCACUCGAUGCUGCAGUACCUCGGCAUUCAAGACCUGCGCGAGAUCGCCACGUCGGGCCGUGGCUGCGUCGUUCGCAACUUUGAUGGAGACGUUGUCGUCGACUCGGGCAUUCUAGUGAUGAAAAACAUGCUGCGGAUUACGAAUACGUACCUCACGCGCCUCGCCAACGCACAGUAUGAGCUUUUCCACUGGUUCUUACCGCGCCGCAUUCGGUCGGCCUUGGCCCACCGGUUUCGGACCAUUCUCGUUGUACAUAUCGACAAGGACAAGAUCACGCGCCGGUCGUACUACGUGCCGAUGCACAACGUCCACGUCGACGGUGACGAAGUGUGCGCUUUGGGCUUCUCCUAACAAAAUCAAGGGUAUGCAUGACCUUGGUUAUAUAUCUUCGUC
This is a messenger RNA of Saprolegnia diclina VS20, 1032 nucleotides long. RefSeq lists its product as hypothetical. NCBI's taxonomy places the organism in Eukaryota, Oomycota, Saprolegniomycetes, Saprolegniales, Saprolegniaceae. The record is from RefSeq and is a predicted model, not a curated record. The transcript has a single exon. The coding region runs from base 22 to 990 and encodes 322 amino acids.